Paramisgurnus dabryanus is the source of this 4736-nucleotide messenger RNA. RefSeq names its product contactin 1a (gene cntn1a). Lineage: Eukaryota; Metazoa; Chordata; Actinopteri; Cypriniformes; Cobitidae. Gene Ontology annotation, biological process: cell-cell adhesion; brain development; axon guidance. The record is from RefSeq and is a predicted model, not a curated record. Gene Ontology annotation, molecular function: cell-cell adhesion mediator activity. Gene Ontology annotation, cellular component: plasma membrane; axon.
CAAUCACCUGCGCUCCAGUGAAAAGCGUCCCGCUGCCCUCGAGAGCCGCGCUGUUGCUCAGUUCGCUCGCGACGCGCUGCGGAUGAGGGAGCGUCUGCUGAAGGUUAACGCGCUGAUAGUCGCGUCUGCAGGGAAUCAAACAUCUCAUAAAUGAAGAUCUGCUGUAGAUCCUCCAGCUCAGAGCCAUGAGACAAAUCUCUUACCUCCUGAUCACCGUCUCACUCACUCUCACAUACAACUUCUGGAUCGUUCGGUGUGAAUCUCCAGGAGCGUUUGGUGAUGAUUCGUCCGGUUAUGGACCUGUGUUUGAAGAGCAGCCCAUCGACACCAUUUACCCUGAAGAAUCUCCAGAGGACAAAAUUAUCCUGACGUGCCGAGCGCGAGCUCACCCACCUGCGUCAUACAGAUGGAGAUUAAACAACACAGAUGUUGAUAUUAUGGAGGGAUUGGAUGAUCAUUACAUUCUGAAUGGAGGAGAUCUCAUCAUCAGAUUCCCAGAUAGGAGCAGAGAUACUGGGAAUUAUUCAUGUGUGGCAACCAAUGAGUUUGGGACGGUGGUCAGUCGCACGGCUUUUAUCCAGUUUGGAUACUUGGACAUGUUUUCCACAGAUGAACGAGAGGCGGUCUUUGUGAAGGAGGGACAAGGGGCGGUGCUACUGUGUGAUCCGCCCCCACACUUCCCAGAAGAUCUGUCGUUCCGCUGGAUGCUGAAUGAGUUUCCAGACUUCAUUCCUCUGGAUAAACGCCGCUUUGUGUCUCAGAGCACCGGGAAUCUCUACAUCUCCACAGUGCGAUCGGCAGACAGUGGGAAUUACUCCUGCUUUGUGUCCAGCCCGUCCAUCGCGAAGAGCGUUUUCAGCAAAUUCAUCCCUCUGGUGCCCAUGCCUGAACGUUCGCUGAGGAAAUAUCCAGCUGAUAUUAAAGUGAAAUCUCCAGACACAUAUGCACUUAUGGGCCAGAACAUCACACUGGAGUGUUUUGCGUUGGGAAAUCCCAUCCCUCAGAUCCACUGGAAGAAGGUGGACGGUGAUCUUCCUCCUCGCCGUCAUGACGUCAGUAUGGCCGGUAGUCUUCUUCAUCUCUAUGACCUUCAGUAUGAAGACGAGGGCUUGUAUGAAUGUGAAGCAGAGAACUCUAAAGGCAAAGAUUGGCACAGAACACAUCUGUUUGUUGAGGGGGCUCCUGAGUGGGUUGAGAAGAUUGAAAGCUCAGAGCGAGAUAUUGGAGGGAACUACAUCAUGUCAUGUGUGGCCAAUGGCAAGCCCAAACCUCACGUGCACUUUCUGAAGAACGGACAGAAGUUACUCAGGAAUCAUGAGUUACGUUUUAUCGAUCUGAAGUUUGAUGAUUCAGGGAUGUAUCAGUGUAUCGCAGAAAACCGUCACGGCACGAUCUACGCCAACGCUGAACUCAAGGUCUUCGCUGGCGGUCCAUCGUUCGAGCAGAACCCUGUGAAGAUUAAAAUCUUAGCGGCUAAAGACGGUCGCGUGGUGAUCGAGUGUAAACCGAGAGCGGCACCGCGGCCGAAGAUCUCCUGGAGUAAAGAAACCGAACUCCUACACAACUCCAGCAGGAUUUUCAUUUGGCAGGAUGGAAGUUUAGAGAUUGUAAACAUCAGUAAAUCAGAUGAGGGCAGAUAUACGUGUUUCGCAGUGAACAACAGAGGUCAAGGCAACAGCUCGGGAUCUCUGUCCGUCACAGACGCCACUAAAAUCACUCUUGCUCCAUCUUAUGUGGAUGUCAGCGUGGGAGAGAGCGCCAGAAUGGAGUGCAAUGCGUCACAUGACAAGACCCUUGACAUCGCCUUUAUUUGGUCUCUUAAUGAUCACGUGAUCGACUUUGACCAGGACAGAGAUCAUUAUCAUCACAGAAUGAUCGGUGACGCAGGGAGGUCGAGAUCUGAACUGUUGAUCAGUAAGACACAGCUGAGACACGCUGGACGUUACACCUGUACAGCUCAAACACCUGUAGACAACAUCAGCACUUCUGCAGAGCUGGUGGUCCGAGGUCCUCCAGGUCCUCCCGGUGGUGUGCGUGUGGAUGAGGUGACAAACAGCAGCGUGAGGGUGACCUGGAGUCAUGGGACAGAUAAUCUGAGUCCCAUCUCCAAAUACAUUAUUCAGUUCAGAGACAUUAAAGCACAGCAGGACUGGAAAGAUGCCUCUACCUCUCCAGUGAAUGUGGAAGGCAAUGCAGAAAGGGUCACAGUGGUAAAUCUGACACCAUGGAUGGAUUAUGAGUUCAGGGUUAUUGCCAUCAACAUCCUGGGUACAGGACCGCCUAGUGACCCCUCACCUAAAAUCACCACAAAGGAAGCCAGACCUGUGGUCGCACCAUCAGAUGUUGGAGGCGGAGGAGGAGCCAGCAGAGAACUCACCAUCACGUGGACGCCCGUGCAGUUGCAGUAUCACUACGGCAGUAACUUUGGUUACAUCAUCGCCUUUAGACCACACGACAAGCACGAUUGGCUGAAAGUGACCGUCUCAGAUCCUCACGCUCACAAAUACAUUCACAAAGACUCAAAUAUUCAACCGUCCACCAGGUUUGAGGUGAAGAUGAAGGCGUUUAACAGUCAGGGUGAAGGACCGUUCAGCGUCAGCUCCUUUAUUUACUCUGCUCAGGACGUUCCCUCAGAAGCUCCUACUAUCGUUGAGGCGAGAGCGCUGUCGGCCACUGAAGCCAUCGUCUGCUGGAUGCCUGUGCGAUUACAGACGGUUGAAAAAUACCAGGUUCGGUACUGGAGACAGACUGUAGAGAACGAGGCGUCUGCUCAGCGUGUGCCGGUUUCCAGUCAAGAGAACCACACCAGACUGGACCACCUGAAACCCAAUUCUCAUUACCUCAUCGAGGUGCGAGCUUACAAUGGCGCGGGUUUCGGACCUCCCAGUGACCGAUACGAGAUCCAUACAAAGAAAGCGCCUCCCAGCCGGCCGCCUAAAAUAUUCGCUCCAAAGUAUCAUUCCACCGGUAGGACGUUUAACAUCGCCUGGGAGCAGGUGCAGCCGCUGGCCAAUGAAUCUACGGUGGAGGGUUAUAAGGUGUUGUACAGACCAGAAGAUCAAGUGAACGGUGAUCUGUACACCACAGGUAAACACUCCAUAGAUCUGCCCAUGAAGAAAGGUGAAUAUCUGGUGGAGGUGAGAGCUCACAGCGAGGGAGGAGACGGAGCGGUCGCACAAGUGCGCGUCUCAGGUGAAGGACUUGUGACGUCUCAACCUCUCUGUAUCUGCUCUCUGAUCUUCAUGACACUCUUGAGUUUAUUCCUCUGAAUGUAAAUCUUCACGGGCGGUGAAUCUGAACUCUUACAGGAUGAAUCUCACACAAACCCACAGAUGUUCAGCUGGGACAUCAAGGACAGAUUUAAUGUCUCUGAACUCUUCAAUAUGCCUUAUAACAUCUCACGGUCUGCUCACGUUAAAGCGUGAGCACUGAUUGGUCGAGGACGACGUGACACAGGAAUUGAACUCUGUAACUUGUGUGUGUGUUUUGGUGAUAGAUCGGAUGCGUCUGAUGUUUGUCUUGAUGUUGUUUGAAUAUCAGUUACUUUAUCUUAAUUCUUGUUUUCAGUACUGAAGCACAGCUGUUAUUGAAUACGGUCAAAGCAAACAAAUCUGAACAAAUUCACCUCCAACAGCGCAGCAUGUCAUCAUAAUAGAGGAUUAUAUCAUAAUUAUAUAUAUAUAUAUAUGCAAUAAUUUAUAAGCUAUUGAUCUUUUCAUUUAACAGAAAAUCUUGUUUUUCAUUGUAGCUUAUCUAACAUAGAGAUCAUCUGAGAGAAAGAGAAAAUGAUAGAGAGACACUAAAAGUGAGUGAGUGAGAGAAUGAUAGAGAGACAUUGAGAGAGAGUUUAUCUGUGUGAGGAGAGAGAGAGAGAGAGAGCGUAUCAGGUGCAUGACAUCUUUCAGAAUUUCAGUGAUAUUUUUAUUGUGUUUGUGAUGUUUGCUAAAAUAUUAUAAAGAGAAAAAAGUUGUUUUGAUCAUUGAGCUUCUGCAGAAGAGAAAGACAUCAGUGAAGAGCUCUGAUUCUGGAUCAGUUUUAUUGGUUGGUUGCGAGCACAAAUCUAAAGUGCUGUUGUUUUGUGUGUAUCUUUAAAUCCUCUGGUUGCAGGUGAUUUGUGAUGAAUGUGAAUAUUUUAACUCGUGUCUAUUUCACCAGUCACAGUGAAUUUUAACAGCCAAUAACAUUUCUCUAUUUACAGAAUAAUCAUCGAUCUGUUCCUCUCUUUCUCUGUGUGUUUUUAUACUGGACCGUCUGUUAUGAGAUCAGAAACUGUAUGUUGUGUACAGUGGGCUUAUUUGAUUUGCUUUUAACAGAUAAUAGUUUAAUGACAGCCAUAUAUAUUUUUUGGUUUAUGCUGUGAUUGAAUCAUUUAGUCGUCCUGUUUGAGAAACAUCCAUGUUUUAAUCUCAUACAGUAAUGUACCAGAUCAGUAAACUCAUUUCAUCUCGAUCUAAACUUCAGUAUUUUGUGUUUUAAGAUGAAGUCGUGUGUCAGCGUCGGUCGUUUCUUCAACAUUUACACCACAAAGUGCUUUUGCUCCUGAUCUGCGUGAGAGUUUUAAUGCAUGAAUGCUUUAGCGGCUGCAGUUAUUCAGAGAUCAGAUGCAUGAUGGGUAAUGAACGGUCUGAUCUUCAUACUCAUUGACUGUGUGUUAGUUAAAGGUCUGUAAGCUGAUGGGUUUCUCACUGUCAGUGAGGAUCUGCUUCAUUUCAUUAAAGAUGAUAAAGACCAAACCA